CUGGCCAGUCUGCACAUCACUGCAUGCCAAUCCACACGCCCCGACCCGCCAACCUAAACAAACGGCUGCGGCAGCCCUGAGCACCGCUUCCAACUCCUUGGCCCAUCCCAUCGCCACACGACAUGGCUCACAGCUCACGACCCUCGCGAGACUAUCCCAGCGGCCACCGCUCCUCGCGAGACCGAGCAUACAGCUCCGAGAAGCCCUCGCGCAGUGCCCCGCGCCAUUCAUCAGACCGUCGAUCGCGGAGCAGGCGCCGCGAGUCUCUGCCGCAGUACAACCACAAUGGCCACAAGGUCACAAAGGGCAUCCAUCCCGAGGGUGAAAGUGGCAGGUCCGGCUUCAACCUGAUCAAGUUUCUCGUCAUCACUGGCAGGAGUAGUAGCACGCCGUCCAUGCUCGUCAACAUGCUGUGGCCCAUUGUUCCCAUUGCCAUUGCCCUGCAUUUUGUGAAGCCCGAGUGGCAUCUGGCCAUCUUCAUCACCAACUACAUUGCCAUGUUGCCGGCAGCCAACAUGCUGGGCUUUGCUGGCCAGGAGUUUUCGCGCAAAAUGCCCAACAAGUCUUUUGCCGUUGUGCUCGAGACAACCUUUGGCUCCAUUGUUGAAAUCAUUCUGUUCAUGGUUCUGCUCAAGACGUCCAAAGGCGCCUCCAACGUUCAGGUCAUCAAGGCUGCCAUCUUGGGUUCCAUUCUGGCCAACUUGCUACUCUGCUUGGGCUCAUGCUUCAUCGCAGGCGGAAUCAAACAUGACCAGCAAGAGUUCCACGAGGCCAUUUCGGAAAACGGCUCUGGUUUGAUGAUUGUCGCUGCCAUGGCCCUUGUCCUGCCCGCCGUCUUCUACUCUUUCCUUCUGCAAAACCCCGACUACGACAGCAAUGUCGACAUCACAAAGAACACUCGCCUCAUCUCUCGCGGAGUAGCCAUCAUUUCCAUGGCCGCCUAUCUCAUCUACAUUCUGUACCAGACCGUCUCGCACGACGGUCUGUUCCAUGAAAUCUACGAGGAAGACGACCGUAACGACAAGGACCGCCACAAGGAGUUGAAGAAGCCCAAACUCACCAUGAUCGAAGUCAUUGUCGCCCUUGUCAUUGCCUUGGCCUGCGUCUCGCUUGUGGCCAUCUUCCUCGUCCUUCAAAUCCCCUACAUUGUAGAGCGUGGAGUCAGCGACGCCUUUGUUGGUCUCAUUCUCAUUCCCCUGGUCGAAAAGAUUGCCGAGCAUCUCCUCGCCAUCGAUGAAGCCUACGACAACCAGAUCAACAUGGCACUUGCCCAUGUCCUCGGUGCCUCUAUUCAGACCGCCCUGUUCAACGCCCCGCUCGUGGUCCUGGUUGGCUGGGGAAUUGGUGUUCACAUGGACUACAACUUUGCCAUCUUUGACGCCGUUGCUCUGGUCCUUGCAGUCUUGGCCGUGGGCUCCUUCCUCCGUGACAAGAAGUCCAACUAUCUCGAGGGUUCGCUGUGUGUCAUGACCUACGUCAUCAUUGCCAUUUGCGCAUUCUAUUUCCCCAACCCUGCAGGUCAUGGUAAUUCUGCCGGCCAUGCUGCAGAGGGUAGUUCUGCGGGUGCUGCUGAAGGCGGCCACUAGCCAUUCACUCUCUAGUGACACUUUCAGGCAAUGUAUUUGAUUCCAUCUGAAUGCUUCAAAGCCGCAAGGCUGAAGAGCGGGGUUUUGUUCAUUGGAUUAUUUUCCUUUGUCAGCCAUAAGCGAGCGUCUGCAAUACACUUUCCUUGACCGUUCAUUUCCCUUCAGACUUCAUCUAGCACGCCGAACAUACUACAUAUUUUCAUAUAAUAC
Exserohilum turcica Et28A is the source of this 1796-nucleotide messenger RNA. RefSeq lists its product as uncharacterized. Gene Ontology annotation, biological process: calcium ion transmembrane transport; intracellular calcium ion homeostasis. The record is from RefSeq and is a predicted model, not a curated record. Gene Ontology annotation, molecular function: calcium:proton antiporter activity. NCBI's taxonomy places the organism in Eukaryota, Fungi, Ascomycota, Dothideomycetes, Pleosporales, Pleosporaceae. Gene Ontology annotation, cellular component: fungal-type vacuole membrane. The transcript has 4 exons. Bases 123 to 1586 code for a protein of 487 amino acids.